Aethalodelphis obliquidens (Pacific white-sided dolphin) is the source of this 5828-nucleotide messenger RNA. RefSeq names its product diphosphoinositol pentakisphosphate kinase 2 (gene PPIP5K2). Gene Ontology annotation, biological process: inositol metabolic process; inositol phosphate biosynthetic process. Gene Ontology annotation, molecular function: 5-diphosphoinositol pentakisphosphate 1-kinase activity; inositol hexakisphosphate kinase activity. The coding region runs from base 495 to 4226 and encodes 1243 amino acids. Lineage: Eukaryota; Metazoa; Chordata; Mammalia; Artiodactyla; Delphinidae. Gene Ontology annotation, cellular component: cytosol. The record is from RefSeq and is a predicted model, not a curated record. The transcript has 31 exons.
AGGGGAAGAGGCGUGACCAGGGUUCGGCGAGGUGUAGUGUUGCCUACAGUAUCUCUCUGUGGCCUUCCAGCUGCUAUUGAAGAGAGAAGACCCAGGUUCAAGCUAACAGCUGGAGUCUCUUUGAUGAACACCUCAGUUCUGUCCCGGGGAUUAAAGGGGAAACCGAGGCCUGAAUGGGCGUGGUCAUUUCCUGCAGUUCGCGUGACGACCGCAGCCGUGGCAGGUAAAAAGAUUGCCAUAUCAACUCACUGAAGCAAUAGGUCACUGUCUUGUCUUUUAAACUGCAUCAACAAUGAAGCAAUAAUAUCUGAGAACAAAUGAACAUUUGCCAACUAACUGUCAUCACAAUUUCAAGUGAUUGUAUAAGCAGAAACAAGCUGCAACAGACCCAUGUGUCAACUCUUACAGAGAGAAUGCUUUUUUCAGAUGCUGUUUAUUUAGAAACAGUUUUAGUAUAUCACAUUUAAGUUAUAUUUAUAUCAAAUGAAAUAAAAAUGAGUGAAGGCCCCAGAUUCUUUGUUGGACCUGAGGAUACAGAAAUAAACCCUGGAAAUUAUCGACACUUCUUCCACCAUGCAGACGAAGAUGAUGAGGAGGAGGAUGAAUCUCCACCAGAAAGGCAGAUUGUGGUUGGAAUAUGUUCCAUGGCAAAGAAAUCCAAAUCCAAACCAAUGAAGGAAAUUCUUGAACGGAUCUCCUUAUUUAAAUAUAUCACAGUAGUAGUAUUUGAAGAAGAUGUUAUUUUGAAUGAACCGGUGGAAAACUGGCCUUUGUGUGAUUGUCUCAUUUCUUUUCAUUCUAAAGGAUUUCCACUGGACAAGGCAGUUGCCUAUGCAAAACUCAGGAAUCCAUUUGUAAUCAAUGACUUGAAUAUGCAGUAUCUCAUACAAGAUAGGAGAGAAGUAUAUAGUAUUCUUCAAGCUGAAGGUAUUUUACUUCCUCGUUACGCAAUUUUGAAUCGUGACCCAAAUAAUCCCAAAGAAUGUAAUCUGAUUGAAGGGGAAGAUCAUGUAGAAGUAAAUGGGGAAGUUUUCCAAAAGCCAUUUGUAGAAAAGCCAGUCAGUGCAGAAGACCACAAUGUUUACAUUUAUUAUCCAACAUCUGCUGGUGGUGGAAGUCAAAGACUUUUUCGAAAGAUUGGCAGUAGAAGUAGUGUUUAUUCCCCAGAAAGCAAUGUACGAAAAACAGGCUCAUAUAUAUAUGAAGAGUUUAUGCCCACAGAUGGUACUGAUGUUAAGGUUUAUACAGUAGGUCCAGAUUAUGCCCAUGCUGAAGCUCGAAAAUCUCCUGCACUUGAUGGCAAGGUGGAACGAGAUAGUGAAGGAAAAGAAGUAAGGUACCCUGUUAUUCUCAAUGCACGAGAGAAAUUAAUUGCUUGGAGAGUUUGCCUUGCAUUUAAGCAAACAGUUUGUGGCUUUGAUUUGUUACGGGCCAAUGGACAGUCCUAUGUCUGUGAUGUCAAUGGCUUCAGUUUUGUGAAAAAUUCCAUGAAGUAUUAUGAUGAUUGUGCAAAAAUACUUGGGAAUAUUGUAAUGCGAGAGCUUGCUCCACAGUUUCAUAUCCCCUGGUCCAUACCCUUAGAAGCUGAAGAUAUCCCGAUUGUACCAACUACAUCUGGAACUAUGAUGGAACUUAGAUGUGUCAUAGCUGUCAUACGUCAUGGGGACCGAACACCAAAACAAAAAAUGAAAAUGGAAGUGAGGCAUCAAAAAUUCUUUGAUCUUUUUGAAAAGUGUGAUGGAUAUAAAUCUGGGAAAUUAAAGCUGAAAAAACCAAAACAAUUACAGGAAGUGCUGGAUAUUGCACGACAACUUCUUAUAGAGUUGGGACAAAAUAAUGAUUCUGAAAUUGAAGAAAACAAGUCAAAACUUGAACAACUUAAGACCGUGUUAGAGAUGUAUGGCCAUUUUUCUGGAAUAAAUCGUAAGGUCCAAUUAACCUAUCUCCCUCAUGGUUGUCCUAAGACAUCUAGUGAAGAAGAAGACAGCCGAAGAGAAGAGCCAUCCUUACUUCUGGUUCUAAAAUGGGGAGGAGAACUAACCCCUGCAGGCAGGGUCCAGGCUGAAGAACUUGGAAGAGCUUUCAGGUGUAUGUACCCUGGAGGUCAAGGAGAUUAUGCAGGAUUUCCUGGUUGUGGUUUACUUAGAUUACACAGUACCUACCGACAUGACCUUAAAAUAUACGCCUCUGAUGAAGGACGAGUCCAGAUGACUGCAGCUGCUUUUGCAAAGGGGCUAUUAGCUCUAGAAGGAGAACUUACACCCAUUCUUGUUCAGAUGGUGAAAAGUGCAAACAUGAAUGGCCUUUUGGAUAGUGAUAGUGACUCUUUGAGCAGUUGUCAGCAACGUGUGAAAGCAAGACUUCAUGAAAUACUUCAGAAAGACAGAGAUUUUACUGCUGAAGAUUAUGAAAAGCUUACUCCAUCUGGAAGCAUUUCUCUUAUCAAAUCAAUGCAUUUAAUUAAAAAUCCUGUGAAGACCUGUGACAAAGUGUAUUUCUUGAUACAAAGUUUGACUUCUCAAAUCAGACAUCGAAUGGAAGAUCCCAAAUCAUCAGAUAUUCAGCUUUAUCAUAGUGAGACCUUAGAGCUCAUGCUACGUAGAUGGUCCAAGUUGGAGAAAGACUUUAAAACAAAGAAUGGAAGAUAUGAUAUUAGUAAAAUCCCUGACAUAUAUGACUGUAUAAAAUAUGAUGUCCAGCAUAAUGGUUCCUUGAAAUUAGAAAACACAAUGGAAUUAUAUAGGCUUUCAAAGGCAUUAGCAGAUAUUGUUAUCCCUCAGGAAUAUGGUAUAACUAAAGCUGAAAAACUGGAGAUUGCCAAAGGCUACUGUACUCCUCUAGUUAGAAAAAUUCGCUCAGAUCUUCAAAGGACACAAGAUGAUGACACUGUAAAUAAACUCCAUCCUGUGUAUUCCAGGGGUGUUCUGUCACCUGAACGUCAUGUCCGUACCAGAUUAUAUUUCACCAGUGAAAGUCAUGUACAUUCUUUACUGUCUAUUCUUCGCUAUGGUGCCUUAUGUGAUGAAUCAAAGGAUGAACAGUGGAAACGAGCUAUGGAUUAUUUAAAUGUUGUCAGUGAACUCAACUACAUGACUCAGAUUGUUAUCAUGCUUUACGAGGAUCCUAACAAGGAUCUUUCCUCUGAGGAACGCUUUCAUGUUGAAUUACAUUUUAGUCCAGGAGCCAAAGGAUGUGAAGAAGACAAAAAUUUACCAUCUGGCUAUGGAUAUAGACCAGCUUCAAGGGAGAGUGAAGGCAGGAGAUCUUUUAAAAUUGAUAGUGAUGAUGAGCCACAUACUUCUAAAAAAGAUGAGGUUGAUCGAGCUGUGAUAUUGUUUAAACCUAUGGUAUCAGAGCCAAUUCAUAUACACAGGAAGUCUCCACUUCCAAGAUCUAGGAAGAUGGCUGCAAAUGAAGAAGAGAGCCCCCUGAGUGUGUCUAGCCCAGAGGGUACUGGUACCUGGCUGCAUUACACCAGUGGUGUGGGUACUGGGCGUCGAAGACGCAGAUCAGGGGAACAAAUCACUUCUUCCCCUGUCUCCCCCAAAUCAUUGGCUUUCACAUCCAGUAUUUUUGGCUCAUGGCAACAGGUUGUAUCUGAAAAUGCUAAUUACUUGCGAACACCACGAACUCUUGUAGAACAGAAGCAGAACCCUACUGUAGGGUCUCACUGUGCGGGCCUGUUUAGCACCUCGGUGCUCGGGGGUUCUUCAAGCGCACCUAACCUACAGGAUUAUGCUCGUACUCAUCGUAAAAAGCUGACCUCUUCUGGCUGCAUAGAUGACGCCACACGCGGUUCUGCUGUUAAAAGGUUUUCUAUCUCAUUUGCUCGACACCCAACCAAUGGCUUUGAAUUGUAUUCGAUGGUGCCAUCUAUUUGUCCUCUAGAAACUCUUCACAAUGCCCUGUCUUUAAAGCAGGUGGAUGAAUUUCUUGCUUCCAUUGCUUCUCCAUCAAGUGAAGUUCCACAGAAGACCCCUGAAAUUUCCUCUUCAGCUUCACGUUCCAGUCCAAUAAUAAGAAGAAAAGUAUCUUUAAAUACAUAUACACCUGCAAAGAUCCUCCCAAUGCCAGAAGCUACCAUAAAGAGUACUAAAGCAAGCAGCAAACCAGCUCCCAGCGGACCUUCUAGUAUGGUUGUUCCCAAUACCUCAUCUCGGAAAAAGGGUGUGAGUAGCAAAACAGAAAUGCAUGAACACAAAAAAAACACUGCGAAAAAAAAAUGAAAUCUUCUUAGCAGAAGCUGGAACUCAUUAUACUUAUAAAAAAUCACGUGUUCAGUAGAAAGAGACACGUAAUAAACCUUGACUGAAAAGUAUCAAAGCAAGUAAUUUGUGUCUCCUUAUACAUCUCUGUAUUAAUUUAAAGAUAUAUGACAUCUAGAGAAUUCUUUGUAUAUAUUCAGUUAAGGCCUUUGUCAUGAUAUGGAAAUGUUUAAAACAAUGUUUAUUAGCAUUUUAUGAGUAGCAAAACUUAUGGUGAUAAAGAUCUGUUGUUCUGAAUGUGAUGUUUACUGUGUGCCUGUGGUAAAGAAGAGGAAUGGGAAAACCCAGACAGCCUGUGCCAAUGUCACACAGUAAUGCUGUUUGCUGAAGAACCUGUGAGGUGGCCUCUGUACACAUUUUCACUUUCAGAGGAUCACAUCUGGGCUGCAAAAACCUAUAGCUUAAAAUUUGAUGACCAUACUGGGGACUUUUAAAAAGCAUAUUUCCAAAGAGAUUUCAUAUAGACCAUAUAGAUUAGAAACCUUUUUUUCCCCAAUUGUUAUGAUUACAUAUAUGCUGCAAUAUUUAAUAACUGGAGUAUUGGCAUAUGGGUUAUUUUUUCAAUCUAUGCUUUGAAUUUUUAUUGUGUAUUAUUUAAAAUAUUACAUAUGCAGCUGGGUUAACUAUACCUUUAUGCACAUACAUUUGUAGAAAAUAUUUUCUUUAUAUAUUUCCUUACCAUAAGGUGCUUUUGUUCGUCAGGACAAUUUUCUUUGUAUAUUGGCAAGAAAGACAUCUUUAGAGUUUCUCUUUAAGAUAUAGUUGACAAGUUUAUAAAUGUUAGUUAUUUUCAGAGUUCUUUUUAGAUCUAAAAAACUGAGUUCAAGAAUGGAGGUAAUCAAUGUAAGAAGAGUAUCUGAAUUCCAUUGUUAGUAGAUACUAUGUAUAGCACCUAUUUUUACCAUUUCCAUUCUUAUCUCUAGAAUAUCAGUUGAUCUCACUAAGAUAACUUAAAGAUUGAGCAUUUGAAAUACAUUCUCAUUUCAAAUGGUUAGAUUUUGAACGGAAAUUGAGAUGAUUGCAUUGUGAUUUCAUCUAUAAUGUGAAAAAAUAUUUAUUAUCCUUGGUGCUUACUUUCCCCUGAUGCACAAAUAAUUAUUGUAUAAACCACUUGAAAUGACUUAAACUGUAAACCAAACAGUACAUCCUGAUAAGAAUUGCAUCCAUUGCCAGUUAGGUAACUUAAAUUGCUAAAGCUUUAGUUUGAGGCUUAUGUUUAGAAAAAUUAUUGAAUUCUCGUAUGAAUGCAGCUAUUAAAAUCCUUCAGUAGAGACUCUCCUAACCUUAAAUCAUCAUAUAUGAAUUGACUUUAGAAAAUAAGCAUAAUACGUGUUCAUUUUAAAAGGUACCAGAUGCAAAAGUCACAAAUAUAUACAAUUCUAUAAGUUCAUAUAUUUCACAUGAAUGUAAAUGUAUUACAUGGAGACAUGUCUUGUAAACAGUUGAAUGUACCUAAGCUUUCUGUAUGUGAAAAUGUGGUUAAUGUGCUCAUUGUCAGAUUAAAGAAACUACUUUUAUUUUUUAAAUGGAACUGAAUUAAAAUAUUUUAUUUCUAGAAUCAGA